Molecule: messenger RNA, 2319 nt
Organism: Lontra canadensis (Northern American river otter)
Lineage: Eukaryota; Metazoa; Chordata; Mammalia; Carnivora; Mustelidae
Gene: MUC17
Product: mucin 17, cell surface associated
Source: RefSeq, a predicted model, not a curated record
AUGGACCGCAGUGGAGUCAGCAGUGGAGUCUCCUACCUGGAGAAGGGUGGGAGAGAAGAAGUACAGCAGGCGGUGCAAAGAAACAGCCAUGACUGUGACUACAAUGUUGGUAACAACACCCAACCCCACAAUACCACCCAGGACUUCUUGUGUUUCUCCAACAUCAUCUUUCUGAGUACAUCUACAAAUGCACUAACUACUUCUCUUUGUACUGUUCUCUCUUCUUCAAUAUCCACAACAAUAAUGUCCUCUUCUCUAUCCUCCACUAGUGCAAAUUCAAUGCUUACUACCACCCCUAACUCUCUUUCUACAUCCUCACUUCUCUCUAGUGUGGAAAAGAUAGGCUCUUUUGCUACUGCUUUCCAUGCUCCUUUUUCAUCUGAAACUGUAAGAACAUCUCCAGCCACAUCUUCUCUGAAGACCUUUGUUACUGAAACAACCCCACGCUGUUUUAUUUCUUCUGCUGCCCCAUGUCCAGAAUCUGUAUCCGUUACCAUAGCACCUGCCUCUCCCACUACUUCAUUUGUGGGAAUGGGUCCAAGUAGUGAAGUUUCUUCUCUGCCCACCAUCCCAAUGUCAGUGUUUACUUCCACUGCUGAGAUGGCCACUCCUAGUUUCACCAGUAUGACAACCAUGUUUCCUAUGCAUAUGGACACUUCUACUGUUCUGGAAACUCAUCCUACCAACAGCGUAACAGAUGCUCCUAGUUCUGUCAGCACUGGGACUGUCCCCAGUCGCACAGUUUUGACAAGCACUCAAAGACCCACCAGUGGAAACUGGAUGGGCACCAAUUCUGUAACCAUCCCACAUAUGCCUGGAUUCACUAGCCUCCCACUGACCACAAAACCAAGCAGCAGCUUUCCAACUGCGAUGUUGACUUCAAUCAAGUUGACUUGCUCCACCCCAGCCAUGAUCAAGACUCCAGACACACCAGCGGUCACCUCUCAGAGUGCUGUCAUCCUUACAUCAUCCAGGACAACUUCGACCACCACUCACUUGGACCACUGCCCCAGGGCAAGCCCUAUCCUGAACUUCCUUUUUUUUUUCUUGUGCUGUGACAAUGGUGGCACCUGGAUGCAAGGCCUCUGCCACUUGCCCUUGGGGUUCUCUGGGCCCCACUGUGAGCUCCAGGAUAUCAGGUGCCAGCAUGGGGGUAAAUGGGAUGGCCUCAAGUGCCACUGCCUUAGCACCUUCUAUAGCUCCCAUUGUGAGUUUGUGGUGGAACAGGUGAAUCUGGGUGAACUGGAGUCUGAAGUGGGCAUGGAGGUCUCUGUUGACCAGGUGUUCUCCCUGGACCAUGACAACACUUCCAUAGCCUACAAGGAUUUCAGUGACACCUUCCGGGAUCAGACCCCAAGGAUCUCGGCAUUUCGGAUGCAGAAGAUUUACCAAAAUGUGAAGGGGUUCAAGGAUGUGGAGAUCCUGUCAUUGAGGAAGGAGACCCUUUUGGGGCUGUGGAGGAAUGGCAGCAUUGUGGUGGACUACCUGGUCCCGCUGGAGUUGCCCUUUAGCCUCCAGCUGGAGAGCAAGCAUGUGAAGGUGAAGACAGUGCUGAAGGAGAAGCUCCAGAAUGUCAGCCAUAAUGGGGACAGCUGCCAGCAUACCCGGAGUGAGCCAGAGCUGGAGGGAGGGAAGGCUGCGGAGGACUAUGUCCAGUUGUACUAUGUGGACGAACUGGACAGGAAGCUGGUCUGUGCCACCAGGUGCACCGCAGGGACGAAGUUACGACUGAACUGUCAUGAGGGUGAAUGCCAACUGCGACCACGUGGCCCCCGCUGCCUGUGCGUGUCCAGCCCCUCUGAAGCCCCCGCCCUCUCCGGUGGUAGGACUGUACUCUCCACCACAGUUGUGGAGCAGGGAUGCCCGGCCUCAGACACGCACUGGUAUUGGGGAGAGACUUGUGCCUUGAGUACCAGCAAGAGCCUCGUGUCCGGGAGUGUGGGGGCUGUGGGAGCACUGCUGGUGGUCACGGUGGCGGUCCUCACGUCUUCCUCUGCUGAUCCCAGAGAAGACUGCACAGCGGUUCCUGGCGUUUCUGUGGGCAAGCAGGAAUACGAUUUGUCUCUCGAGAGUGGCACGGAGAAGAUGUUCCUGGCACCUUCCAGAACACAGGCAUCUGGGAAGGUGCUUCUCACCAGGGGCAAGCUGACUCCCCCAGCCUCACUGAGCCUGGCCCCUCUCUCUGCGGGUGAGAAUCUGAAGCGGGACCCAAUCAGCCUUGAAAACAUCUACAGCCACUUCCAGCCCUCCCUGGAGAACGUUGACCCUACCACAGAGCUCCACAUCCAGAGGCCCAGGGUGGUGACAGCGGCGCAGUGA